UCCAUCCGUAUUCCGUCAGACGCCGUUGACUCACAUUGACCGAAUUGUGGGGACGCCAGACGAACGGACAUACGCAUUUGUUUUUAGUAAAAGUGUUUACAACGAUUUUGACUGUUAAUUGAGUUGAAUAUAAAAUGCCUAAAGUCGUAUCCCGAAGUAUAAUAUGUUCCGACACGAAGGAUCAAGAGGAAUACAGCGAAGAAAAACCACUUCAUAUUUACUACUGCCUUUGUGGACAGAUGACUUUGAUUUUAGAUUGCCCGAUUGAAAAACUGCCUUUGAGGAAACGAGACGGUUCCCGAGUGAUAGACGGCAGUAAACAUGCCCACAAAAUAACCAGCGAACUGGACGAGAUUGUGUACCUCAAACGAACCGACACAUAUGAAAAGCAACACAGACACAAAUGCAAAAAAUGCGGUCUCUUGCUUUACUACAAACACGAGGCACAAUCGAACACUGUUUUUAUAGUGAAAGGGGCGGUAAUAAAAAGCUCUGGGGAAGGUCCUAUGACAGACAUAUAUAAUCAAGUAGCCAUUGAAAAGCCCAAGAAAAUCAUGGUCACAAAACACACAAAGAAUAUGGGCAAGUUUAGCUCAGUUACAGUUUCAACCAUUGACGAGGAAGAGGAUGAAAUUGAAGCUAGAGAAGUUGCUGAUUCGUACGCUAAUAACGCGCGUAUAAUAGAAAAACAGCUUGAAAGAAAGGGCGUGAAUAAACGAAAAGCUAUGCCGCUACCUGAAGUGGAACCCAAAAGAACAAGGCCAAGAGGUACACUGCUAGAUAUUUAAUUUAAUUCAGUUUAAUGAAGUUCCUAUGUAUUUUGUAAAAUAUGGGUUCUGUGGAGCUAUAUACGUGGCGCGUUAUGCUUGAGUGAUGCAACAAGGAUUAAACGUUAUAUUGAAAUAUUUAUUAACAUUACAUAAAAGUAAAUAUUUUUAAAAUAUAUAUAAAUGACUAGAUACAAAUAUUGCAUAGUAAAAAUGUACAUUGCAAAAUAUAGAGAUAAGAUAUUGAAUAAAUAAAUACAAUUAACAAUUAAAAUUAAUUUAUAUUUGUUGUUAUAAAAAAAAACAAGAAAAUUGAAACAAGAAAAAACAGUACAUCCAGCUUCAAGACUAAACUAUCUAGUAUCAGAAUUAAUUUUCUGAUCUCGUUAUAGAAUGGCAAUCGUUCAGAGAACAGCAGAAUCAUAUUCUUUCAUACAAUAAAUAAUAAUAGUCGUAAUAUUGCAAUGUUUUACAAGAUAAUUUGCAGAUUACAACUUGCUUACAUAUUCAUUACUAAAACACUAACAGGAAAAUCUAACUGAUUGUAAAGCAAAUUGCAUAUAACUGGCCAUUUUAUGUACUCGCUUACAAAGCCACAGGACAUGCAAAGUAUGUAAUAUUUUUAUAACGCGAACAGUGGCACGUCUGCUUGCCUGUGUAAAGAUUUUUCAAAUAUCUCCACACACGAUUGCAUCAGUGAUGAACGAAUAUACCAAAUAUUAAUAAUCUCAAUAUCCAUAAAUAGAUGAACACAUACGCACGUAGAGGUAAUUAACUUAAUGUCCGAUUUACUGAUAUG
Neodiprion fabricii is the source of this 1566-nucleotide messenger RNA. Its product is annotated as STING ER exit protein. The record is from RefSeq and is a predicted model, not a curated record. Lineage: Eukaryota; Metazoa; Arthropoda; Insecta; Hymenoptera; Diprionidae. The transcript has 4 exons. Bases 135 to 788 code for a protein of 217 amino acids.